Messenger RNA from Castor canadensis (American beaver), 1930 nucleotides. It is a transcript of the gene Dpagt1, whose product is annotated as dolichyl-phosphate N-acetylglucosaminephosphotransferase 1. Gene Ontology annotation, biological process: dolichol-linked oligosaccharide biosynthetic process. Gene Ontology annotation, molecular function: UDP-N-acetylglucosamine-dolichyl-phosphate N-acetylglucosaminephosphotransferase activity. Gene Ontology annotation, cellular component: membrane. NCBI's taxonomy places the organism in Eukaryota, Metazoa, Chordata, Mammalia, Rodentia, Castoridae. The record is from RefSeq and is a predicted model, not a curated record.
AGUGGAUAGGAAGGUGCAGCAGGGCAGAGGCUGGGUUGCUUUAUAGAGCCUCUUGGGGGUCAGGAGGGUGGGUCAAGUCAGAGUUACUGGGUUUUGCGCUGCGUGGUGUGGGAAUAUUCUACUUGUAUUUAGCGGCCACUCCACACUGUUGAAGGCCUCAGGGCUGCUGCCCAGCUUGCUAACUGGCAAGUCGGUGGCGGAGCCCGGCCCCUGGCCGAUCACCAUGUGGGCCUUCCCGGAGUUGCCGCCGCUGCUGGUGAAUUUGAUCGGCUCGCUGCUGGGAUUUGUAGCCACAGUCACCCUCAUCCCUGCCUUCCGCGGGCACUUUAUCGAUGCAAACCUCUGUGGCAGGGACCUCAACAAACCCAGCACGCAGAAGAUCCCAGAGUCCCAGGGAGUGAUCAGCGGUGCUGUUUUCCUUAUCAUCCUCUUCUGCUUCAUCCCUUUCCCCUUCCUGAACUGCUUUGCGGAGGAGCAGUGUAAGAAGGCAUUCCCCCACCAUGAAUUUGUGGCCCUUAUAGGUGCUCUCCUUGCCAUCUGCUGCAUGAUUUUCCUGGGCUUUGCUGAUGAUGUACUGAACCUGCGCUGGCGCCAUAAGCUGCUGCUGCCCACAGCUGCCUCAUUACCUCUCCUCAUGGUCUAUUUCACCAACUUUGGCAACACUACCAUUGUGGUGCCCAAGCCUUUGCGACUGGUUCUUGGCCUGCAUCUGGACUUGGGGAUCCUAUACUAUGUCUACAUGGGACUGCUUGCAGUGUUCUGUACCAAUGCCAUCAAUAUCCUAGCAGGAAUUAAUGGCCUAGAAGCUGGCCAGUCACUAGUCAUCUCUGCUUCUAUCAUUGUCUUCAACCUGGUGGAGCUAGAAGGUGAUUACCGGGAUGAUCAUAUCUUUUCCCUCUACUUCAUGAUACCUUUUUUUUUCACUACUUUGGGAUUGCUCUACCAUAACUGGUACCCAUCACGGGUGUUUGUGGGAGAUACCUUCUGUUACUUUGCUGGCAUGACCUUUGCCGUGGUAGGCAUCUUGGGACACUUCAGCAAGACCAUGCUACUCUUCUUCAUGCCACAGGUGUUCAACUUCCUCUAUUCACUGCCUCAGCUCCUACACAUCAUCCCUUGCCCUCGACACCGUGUACCCAGACUCAAUACCAAGACAGGCAAGCUGGAGAUGAGCUAUUCCAAGUUCAAGACCAAGAACCUAUCUUUCUUGGGCACCUUUAUAUUAAAGGUAGCAGAGAACCUCCGGUUAGUGACAGUGCACCAUGGUGAGAAUGAGGAUGGUGCCUUCACUGAAUGUAACAACAUGACUCUCAUCAACUUGCUAAUUAAAAUCUUUGGGCCCAUACAUGAGAAAAACCUCACAUUGCUCCUGUUGCUGCUUCAGAUCCUGGGCAGUGCUGUCACAUUCUCCAUUCGGUACCAGCUUGUCCGACUCUUCUAUGAUGUCUGAGUUCCUGAAGACUGCCCUUUACCUUACAAGUUUCCAAGGGUCCUGACCAGGGCCAACCUCUGUCUGGUCCAAGACUGCCUUCUGGCCCAGUCCUCUCCCACUCUUCACUCUCCUCCUGAUUUUGUUGUGAGCGUUUCCCCUGAGCUGUGCUUAGUGACAUCUGGGCUCUUCAGUACUAUCGAUUUGGAUUUUGCCUAUGGCUUUCUUCAACUUGCCACUCCCUCUUUCUAUCCCAUCUUUGCACCAUCCUAUGAUGGGAUGGCCACAGCUUUUACGCAGAUAUCCACAACUCAACCUUCAGAGUCCUGACUCCAGGAAGAUGCUGGGGUUCCGGAUGGAACUCGUUAGGGCUGGCUAGGGCCACAGACUUGAAGGUGACUUCUCAUUUGACUAUAAAUGAAGUAUUCUAAUUAGUAAGAGCAGGCAUGGGGCCAAGUGCUCCCAAUAGUGACAAUAAAGUAUUGCUUUUUUCUUGUUGUU